Molecule: messenger RNA, 708 nt
Organism: Malus domestica (apple)
Lineage: Eukaryota; Viridiplantae; Streptophyta; Magnoliopsida; Rosales; Rosaceae
Source: RefSeq, a predicted model, not a curated record
AAUAGCAAAGGACCCAAGCAUGCUUCUUAUAUUUGCUAUGCUCUUCUUCUACACUUUCAGUCUCCUUUCUGCAAUUAGAUCGGUCAUAGAUCCACCCGACUUUUGCAUUUAUUUCAUCUUUGGAGCCUCACCAACUCAACUCCUCUCCAUCCCUCCCUAUAUUAUAAAUCCCCAUCCCAAAAUUCACCAAAAACACAUACAAUAAUUUCUCCCAAUCAUUUUCUCCUCAAAAAACCCCAAAAAAAAGAAGAAAGAAAAUGCAGUCCAUGUUAAACCUCCAUGGCAGUUUUGGCCUUCCUCUCUGUGUUUCAGGGAUAACCCAUCACCAUCUCACCUUUUCUAAGGAGAUGGUAGAUCAUGAUCGCAGGAGGGAAGCCAUGAGAAGGAAGAGAUCACAAGCUAGGGCAGCUCUGCAUGCAAAUCAAGAAGUGGGUUUUGAAGUUAGAAGUGAAAGAGUUGCAGAAGAAGAGAUCAAGUUUGAUGAUGAUGAUGGAGAUCUAGCUACAGCACUACAUGAUCUGCGUUGCAGUUAUUUGGCUUGUACUGCAAAAGCUGCAUAAGCUUAUUAGCUUAGCUUAAGUUAGCUUAUUAAAUUUAAUCUUAAUUAAUUUAUGUGUUUUAUGAACCUACUUAAUUUGGAUUAUGAAUUAAUGUUUAAUGAUGUAUGAAGGAUUUGAUGAAAUUUUUUAACAUAUAUUUGGAGUUCUA